AUGCUUCAUCAAAAGCAGUUAAACUCUUUGGGUCUAAAUUUUCUUGAAUCCACACCGAGUUCACCAAUUCCGAUGAAUCGCUCCAAUGACAGUGAUAAGCCAAGAAGCUUCGGAUUUAAAAAUACAGUGCGCACAACUGAAUUACCAUUCCAAAAUGUUUUCAAAUACAGUGAGCACUCGCAAAAGCUCUCAACUUAUGGGGAUCAAAGUGCUUCCAAUUUUUCUACAGCAGAUGAAAACUGUUUAAGUGCUACAAAUAGUUUUAAAGUAGAUUUGGAAACAAAUAGCGUCAUACACUACUCAAUUUACCAUUCACCAAAUCAAGCAAACGUACCAACAAUCCAACCUUCAGCUUUUAUACCAUCUUUUUCAGAUAGUAAUGAAGAAUUAAAUUUAAAAUUGCUGAAUGUAUACUUAGCCCUCUUAAUAACCGAUGUAUGCUUCCAAGAUAAAAGCAUAAGCUCAGCAGAAACAAAAUACAAGGAUAGAUCGAAAAAAAUCGGUUCCAAGAUGGAAACAAAAAUGUGCCGAAGGAAAACUCGAGAAAUUGUCAAGAUGACUGUUUAUGUAGAUCAAAUCAUUCAGACAAUUGAUAAGUUCAUGAGCUACCAAUUCUCGUCUGGCGAACCUCUUUUUAUGAAGUGUUCUGACCAGGAGAAGGAAAUCUUCGGGAAGCAGAUUGUUUCAAUUUUGAGAUCUUUGAUUUUGGAGUAUGUCCCAACGACUGACGCCCAUCCAUUAUCUCGAUUAUUUCGAGAGUCUUUGAAACGUGCUCAUCAUCUCCAAACGAAUACCGGGUAUUCCAAACAUAGAAGGUUUUCUAGAAUUGAAAAAGAUUCCACUCUAUUGAAAAAACUGGAAGGUUUAUGCCAUGUUCCUCCAACACUACUCAAUUCGUUAAAUUUUGGCAUUUCUAUGCCACAAUAUGGACAAAACUUCGAAUCUUAUCGAGAACAGAUCGAGGCAGUUGAGAAGUUAUUAUUAGUUUACGUUAUUUUCCUUUUGGAAAUGAAAAAGCUUUUUGAAGUGACGGUAGCGAUAGCUAGAACUUCAGGAGUUCAAGUUAUGGUCGACCAUCAUUUAUUUUUGGAGUGCUUGGAAGCCUUUUUAUACAGUUCAGUCAUUUGUAGGAACGCCGAGUUAAUAGUGGGUUUAGACAAGCUAAUAAAACAAUGGACUCAGGACGACGAUCAAAUGAAGAGGUUGACUAAGGUUUGGGCAAGCAAUUUGAUAGAUCAUUGGGAUUGCUCGGGAAUCCGGAGAGCCAAAAACGAUGUGGCACAAAACUGUGAUUCGAGAAACUAUAACGCCUAUUCGCCUAUUAUAUGCGAAUAUGACCUUGUAAAAUUGUUCGUGAACGAAGUAAUAGACAUUUGUGACGAGAACACCGUUGUUCCACCUUCUGUUACAGUAAAACCAUCAGGCAGUGGACCACCAAGUGAGUUUAGGUGGCUCACAAUAUUCGAAAACGACGCAGAUAAUAGAAUUUCAUCAAUUGAGACAUGCGAAAUCGAAACAUUUGUUAGUACAGAUAAAGCCGACAUAGAUCCACGCAUUUGGCAUGCACCUACGAAUGUAUACGACACUAAAAUUGCAAAACGGCAUCACAGCGAUUCGAGACGACAUAAUCUACGCACAUGGUUCAGGAGUCUGCAUUCGAAUGAUCUCGGAAGCAGGCAUAAAUUUCUGGACAAAUGCCAUCGAGCAAAAUGCAAAGUUACACGUUUAGUCGAGAGAUUGUCUUUUCGAUCUGGAACUCAUCGCCAGGAUGCUAAUCGUUUCAAAGGAUCGUGUUAUACCGAUGAACAAGAGGAUUUGUCAGAACGGUCUCUUAGAACGUCUCACGGGACUAAGAAACGGCCGAAAAGAUCGGCAACGGGUCAAGUUCAAGUGAUGUUUCACAGUGCAGGAAAGAAGCAAGAGCAAAUAACAAGUCUGCAAGAUGGGACGCGUUUCGAAGAUUUAUUCGAUCGAACCACGUUCAGCGAUCUAAUAACAGAAUGCAACCGAUACGAGCGAUUCAAGAACAAAAAGAAGAGGUUUAUGUUCCUUUUCUUUGGUGAAGAGGCGUGA
Lachancea fermentati is the source of this 2073-nucleotide messenger RNA. NCBI's taxonomy places the organism in Eukaryota, Fungi, Ascomycota, Saccharomycetes, Saccharomycetales, Saccharomycetaceae. The record is from the annotation of a GenBank genome assembly.